UUAACAAUAUCACGUUACUGUAAUAUUUUUGAGAGGCUGGGAGAAGAGUAGAGAAAGGAAAGGAAAAGGAGUUGGAAAGAGGAAAAAAGGGAGGAGAGCGAAAAGCGAGAGAAAGAAGGACAAAUCUUUCACUUUCUCUGCCACAAGGAGGCUCCCAAUCGUGCAACAGCUUCUGAAAGUAUUCCCGAUGAUCUCUAGAUAAAAUUUCAAAAUAAAAUGUUCCAGUAUAAUCUAUCCAACUUGAUAAUAUCCAGCUUAAUAAUAAACUAUAGCGAUUUGUGGUAGUCUGCAUUGUUUAUUUCAUUCUGCAUUUUCUUAUGAAUAAACAAUCAUGUGAUUGCAUCGAACGAAUCAUAAAAUAAUGCACAAAGCGUACAAUAAAAUAACGCAAACAAAUCGUUCUAACAAAAACAAAUUUUAUUCAGUAUAUCAAAGAUAUGUUUUAUGAAGUAAAAUCACGAAAAUUUGACAGUGAAAAGAAAAACAAAAAGUAUUCAUGAACUUAAUUGUUUAAAAAACACACAAGAUUAAUAAAAGGAUUCAAAAGCACGACCAGUGAAAGAUGGGCGUCGCGACAAUAAUCAGUGCCGCUAUAAAAACUGCCACCGUCUUCUUUGGCAUUGGCAAGAUUACUAUAAUUCCAGCACUGAUUAUAGCGCUCGCAUACUUUAAUUACGAUCUCAUAGAUCCGGAGAAUCAUCCACGUGUAACGAAGGAGUUGAAAAAAAGUUACGACUUUGUUGUAAUCGGCGGCGGUUCGGCCGGCAACGUGGUCGUUAACAGGUUGACCGAAAAUCCCGAAUGGAAUGUGUUGUUACUGGAGGCCGGAGGCCACGAGACCGAGAUAACUGACGUGCCAAUACUGUCUCUGUUCUUGCAUAAAACUAAAAUGGAUUGGCAAUAUCGCCCUCAACCGCAAGACACGGCCUGCCAAGCUAUGGUCGAUCAUCGAUGUUGUUGGACCAGGGGCAAGGUCCUUGGAGGAUCUAGUGUUUUAAAUACAAUGCUGUACAUUCGUGGCAAUCGACGUGAUUUUGAUCAAUGGGAAAGUUUCGGAAAUCCUGGUUGGGGAUAUGAAGACGUCCUUCCAUAUUUCAAAAAAUCACAGGAUCAAAGAAAUCCAUAUUUAGCACGCAAUACAAAAUAUCAUAGUACAGGGGGAUAUCUAACCGUGCAGGAGAGUCCUUAUGUCAGUCCAUUGGGCAUAGCGUUUCUUCAGGCUGGUGAAGAAAUGGGUUACGAUAUUCGUGACAUUAAUGGCGAACAGCAAACCGGUUUUUCGUUGUUCCAAUUUACAAUGCGACGGGGUACAAGAUGUAGCACUGCCAAGGCAUUUAUACGACCUAUUCAACUGAGAAAGAAUUUCCAUCUUUCCAUGUGGAGCCACGUAACUCGGGUGCUGAUAGAUCCGCAAAGCAAGAAAGCACAUGGAGUAGAAUUUAUCAGAAAUGGUCAUAAAGAGGUGGUAUUUGCCAAAAAGGAGAUAAUUCUCUCCGCCGGCGCUAUCAAUAGUCCACAAUUAUUAAUGCUUUCGGGUAUAGGACCACGUAACCAUCUAGAGCAACUAGAAAUUCCUGUAAUUCACAAUUCGCCCGGAGUCGGACAGAAUCUACAGGACCACAUAGCAAUCGGAGGACUUGUUUUUCCAAUUGAUUAUGAGGUUGGUAUUGUAAUGGAUCGAAUGGUAACCAUCAACUCGGCACUGAAAUAUGCUAUCACUGAGGAUGGUCCAUUGACGUCCAGUAUCGGUCUCGAAGCAGUUGGUUUUAUUUCUACCAAAUAUGCCAAUCAGACUGAUGACUGGCCCGACAUCGAGUUCAUGAUAACGUCUUCGGGGAUCAGUUCCGCUGGUAGAAAUGCAAAAGAUGCUCAUGGUUUAACAGAUGAAUUUUACAACGAAAUGUUCGGUAAAAUCAACAAUCGCGAUGUCUUUGGAGUAUUUCCAAUGAUACUCAGGCCCAAGUCGCGUGGCUAUAUUAGACUGAAAUCCAAAAACUCUUUGGAUUACCCUCUACUUUAUCAUAAUUAUCUCACUCAUCCAGAUGAUGUGGCAGUGCUUCGCGAAGGUGUAAAAGCGGCAGUUGCUUUCGGCGAAACAAGAACUAUGAAGAAAUUUGGCUCUAGAUUUCAUAGCAAACCAGUACCCGACUGCAAGAAUUUUUCACUUUACACUGACGAAUACUGGACAUGCAUUUUGCGGAUUUAUACUUUGUCUAUAUAUCAUAUGAGUUGCAGUGCUAAGAUGGGUCCUCCCAGUGACCCCAUGGCGGUCGUGGAUCCAGAGCUCAGGGUUUAUGGAAUCGAGGGUCUACGAGUUAUCGACGCGUCAAUCAUGCCAGCUAUUACCAGCGGCAACAUAAAUGCACCCGUUAUCAUGAUUGGCGAAAAAGGCGCCGAUUUAAUAAAGGCAACGUGGAUGCGUUCGUCCCAUUUCGAGAGAAGCAACAUCACUGCCGCUGCUUCUUGAUACCUCAAUCGAUUUAAUAAUAUAUUGUGUAAUAUAAUGUAGUUAAUAACUCGAUUCUGCAAUCGUUUUACCCUGCGCUUUCUCUGUAAUCAUUAGUAUCAACAAUUAAGUUGACUUUAUUCAAUUAAUUUUAUUUUUUUUAUUAUUAUAUUUAUCAUUUAUUAUUAUUCUAGCAGUAAUAUAUUACAUUUAUUUUUUCUUCAUCAAUCAAGAUCAUCAAACCCACUAAGAAUCAAUAGAAAUUUAAAUAAAAUCCCUUUCUAUAUUUAUUAUAAUUAAAGAUAUUCUAGGAUUCAGAAUUUUUCUCUUGAUUUUUUAUAUCAUUAAUCUUGAAUACC
Cataglyphis hispanica is the source of this 2805-nucleotide messenger RNA. RefSeq names its product glucose dehydrogenase [FAD, quinone]-like. The record is from RefSeq and is a predicted model, not a curated record. The transcript is spliced from 5 exons. Bases 563 to 2467 code for a protein of 634 amino acids. NCBI's taxonomy places the organism in Eukaryota, Metazoa, Arthropoda, Insecta, Hymenoptera, Formicidae. Gene Ontology annotation, molecular function: oxidoreductase activity, acting on CH-OH group of donors; flavin adenine dinucleotide binding.